Messenger RNA from Cydia splendana, 2349 nucleotides. RefSeq names its product interaptin-like. NCBI's taxonomy places the organism in Eukaryota, Metazoa, Arthropoda, Insecta, Lepidoptera, Tortricidae. The transcript is spliced from 14 exons. The coding region runs from base 31 to 2100 and encodes 689 amino acids. The record is from RefSeq and is a predicted model, not a curated record.
AAUACAUAUUUAAAUUAAGCCAUCAUCACCAUGAAUAUCGCCGAUAUUGAAAAAGUUGCUAAUCGAAAACGGAUUAACGCUGAAGCAGAAAAGUUACGAGAGAAAGUCAACAAGGAGACUGCUAAUAUUAUUAAGCUUAAGGUUGCCCAAGAUACAGCAUACUGGGACUUGAAAGAAAAACUUCAUCAACUCGAAAACAACCAUGAGCGUCUCCAGCAGAAUAUGGUUGAGGUGCAAAUGCAGCAUGAAGCCAUUUCGAGUCAAUACCAAGACGAGCUGAGACUACGGCCUGAAACAUUAGACAAGUUGGGCAGUACUCGUGAGAUCUGCGAUGUUCUAGAAGAAUACAGCGAGCGGCUUAAAGCAAGCGUGAACCGUUGCAAAAAUGACCAAGCAACGCUAGCUGAGGCUUAUAACAAAUCCAGCCAGCUUGUUAGAGAAAUUAAAGACAAGCAAACCCAGUGUGAAGAGAAGAACUUGCAGAUUAUCAAUAAUUUACAAGAGAAAGUAAAACUUCUUGCUGACCACAAGGAGCAAAUGUCCCAAGUAUUAACGUCAUCGAAACAGCAACUAGAUUCAGAGUUGAAUGAUGCUCGAACUAAACUUGCCACUGCUCUUAACCAAAAAGACGAGCUGUUCGUAGCUUUGAAUGACUUGAGCAGAAAGCUGGAUCAUACUAAACGUGAACAGGAAAAGAAAGAUGAUAAUAUCGCUAGCUUACAAUCAGAUAUGAAAAAAUGCAUUCUUGAAUACAAUAAUCACAUCACGGAGACGAAGAACGUUAACUCUCAACAAGAAAAAGUACUGAAAGAAUGUACGGCAGCCAACGAAUCUCUAAAGAAAGUGCUCCAGAACCAGGAACAAUUUACUCAGUCGAUUUGUGAUCAGAAUAAUAAGCUACAAGAGAAAAUUUCGAGUUUGGAAGAGGAACAGAUAUCCAGCUCUGAAAAAAUUAAAGAUUUGGAAACAAAGCUAGAGGAAUCCAAUUUGGAGUGUAGUAAACUGGUGAAAAAUAUUGAAGCGCUAAAUGAGAAAACAGAACACUUAAAAAAUCAGAUUGACGAGAAAAAAAUGCUUUUAGAACAAUCGUUGAUCGAACAACAAAACUUGAAAGGUCAAGUAUUGGCCCUGGAAGAGCAGAAAUCUGAUAUUGUCAUUGAACUCAACAAUGCUACCCAAGAAUUGGAAUUGAAAUUCGUUAAAAUUGAGGAAUUGACUUUAACCGUCCAAGACUUACAAGCUAAGAUAUCUGAAAUGGAAACUACCCUGGAGAACAACAAAGCCGAUAACGCGAACAAGAUCGAAGAGAUUAGUGUUAUUCUGGAAACCAAAGUAAAACUUAUUGUAGAGAAAGACAAAGAGUUGGAUUGUAAAGCAUCUACUAUCAACAAGCUCAUGUCUGAUCUAAAGAACGGUACUGACGCUAGGACUAAAUUAGAAAAUAAUAUCGAGAAAAUGAAGAAGGAUAUGGAAACUGACAGGGAUAUUACAAAAGAGAAGGAAAAUACCUUGACGAAGAAAAUAGAACAAAUGGAGAAUGCUGCUAAAGAAAGAGAAAUCGAGCUAUCGAAACAAAUGUCCAUAAUUUUGGAGACCCGCAAAGAAAAGGAUCGACUGCAAGAAAGGUUGAAAAGUAUGCAAAAUACAAUAGAUAAUAUCGAAAAAGAAGUAACAGGGCGCUCUGCAUCGCAAUCGACGCGCCAGCCCACUGAAUUAGAUGAUAAUGCAAGAAUGAUGAAGCCAGCACCAACAAUUAAGAGAGUUGGCACCCCUGCUCCGAAGAGUAUCCAGAAGCCAUCAGUGUCUACAGCGCCGAAAGAACAAUCUAAAAAACUAGACAGCGCACUCUAUAAAUUUUUAAGCGACAGCGAUAUGGAAACCGAGCUAAUGGCUGACCCAGCUCAAAUAAAUCGUCAUUUUGAUGCAAUGACGCGUGGUGAGAGAGUAUCGCCGUUGAGCUUUAAACGACGCGCUCCUUGUCCGGGAGCUCUUGAUGAAAUAAUAUCUCUGUCUCCAUUGAAAGAAUCAAAGAACAAACGCUCCAUAUUCAAAAACAAGCGGCCGGAAAACAAAGCCAAGAAAUCGAAGCACACCGAAUAAAUCAAUUCGUACAAUUUCUGGAUUACUCAACGAACUCUAAGUUAGAUUGGUUGGGUUGUUUUUUUCAAUAUUUUGUUUUAUGAUAUGUUCAGUGUUUAAUCCUUAUAUUUUAACCAAAUUAAUACUCAUUUUAAACUUGAACCAAUGUUGCAGGACCCCUGAACAUUAGAUUGAUUUGGUCCUAGAAUAUUGAUUGUUUUCCUUCUUUCUAAUACUUUAAAUGGAAUUAAGAUUAAUUAAAUUGUUACU